Molecule: messenger RNA, 2511 nt
Organism: Poeciliopsis prolifica (blackstripe livebearer)
Lineage: Eukaryota; Metazoa; Chordata; Actinopteri; Cyprinodontiformes; Poeciliidae
Product: excitatory amino acid transporter 3-like
Exons: 13
Coding region: 399-1856 (485 amino acids)
Biological process (GO): L-glutamate transmembrane transport
Cellular component (GO): plasma membrane
Molecular function (GO): L-cysteine transmembrane transporter activity; L-glutamate transmembrane transporter activity; glutamate:sodium symporter activity
Source: RefSeq, a predicted model, not a curated record
UCAACCUUGUUUAGCAUUUGAACCAAAUUCAAGGUAUCCAAGGAAACCUGGAAUUCUUUUCCAGGCAUUUUUCCAAAACAUGGAAUCCCAGGACUGGACGACAAAAUGAACAAGAUCUUCUAAAACCAGUUUGAAUAGCUUAACCGCUGUUUUGUUAAAUAAAAAUAUUUCCGAGCACUAGAAAACGGAUUAAUCAAAUUGAUUCAAUGAGUUAAUAGCGUGAUUGGCUCUUCAAACACAUCAAAUUACUGAAACCAGUCAUAAGUUAUCUGUCAUUUAUGUUGCCAAGAUACCCGCAGAGAUUGAACGUUCUUUUCUAGUUGCCCAGCAUUGGACGCCAAACAGUAACUGAAACAGCUGCCAGCGACCUGCUUCCCAAAUCACAGCGAAACCAAACAAUGGAGGAGGGUGUAUUUCAGGUCGUUUGCCUCUUGUCGGUUGCCAUGGGCUUAGGCGCUGGAUUUCUGCUGAGGUUUAUGAUGUAUUUAAGAGACGAUCAAGUAAAAUGGAUAAAAAUACCAGGGGAUAUACUUAUCAACAUUCUUCAGAUGUUUGCUGUACCCCUCAUUGUGACAAGUGUCCUUGCAGGAGUGACUGGAUUAAACACCAAAAUGUCCAAAAAAACAGCCGUAUUCACAGGAACCUUCAUCUGUGGCACUACUUUUUUGGCCACAAUUCUUGGACUGUUUCUGGUGCUCACAAUCCAGCCUGGUAUGGGAGAUCUCAUAUUACAGGAGAACACGAAAGAAAUGCCACACUUCUCCAUUCAUGUGAUUCUCAUGGAUCUUUUAAGGAACAUGUUUCCAGAGAGCUUCGUUCAGGCUUUCUAUGAGCAGUACAAGACUGAGAUUGUUUACAAGAAAAAAAGUGUUUCUGGCCAUCCCCCAUUAAAUGACAGUGACAUUCAACUGGUGGGCACUUAUGUUGAUGGACCCAACAUGUUAGGACUGAUCAUCUGGUCUUUCACCUUCGGCAUCUUGAUAAACAGGGUGGGACAGGUGGCAACAAGCACUGUGAAGGCCAUUCAAAGCCUCAAUGACGCAAUAAAAAUCAUAUUUAACUGGAUUAUGUGGUACUUGCCAAUUGGAGUUUUUUUCCUGAUUUUAGAAAAUGUGUUGGAUGUUGAUGACUGGAGCGCUGUCAUUAAACUCGCAAAACUUUCAGCCGUGAUUUGUCUGGGGCUAAUAAUCCAUUCCUUGAUUAUUCUUCCCGUGGUUUUCUUCGCGCUUGUCAGAAAGAAUCCCUUUCUCAUCCUAAAGAAUACCUCUAAGGCUUGGAUGACUGGAUUUAUCAUUGCGUCCAGCACUGCCAGUAUGCCUGUCAUCCUUCAAUGCUGUGAAGAGAACCUAUUGGUCAAUGGGAAACUCUGCCGUCUCAUGUUGCCCAUUCUCAUCAGUAUUAAUAUGAAUGGGACCGCGAUCUACGAAGUGAUCGCUGCUGUCUUUAUUGCCCAGAUGAAUGACAUCACGCUGGAUGCUGGCCAGAUAAUUGCUGUUGGCCUGACUACUUCCAUUGUCACAUUUGGAGCUGCAGGAAUCCCAGCAACAGGAGCUGUGAUCACUAUCCUGAUUCUGACAGCUGUGGGACUGCCUGCCAGGGACGCUGCCAUGCUGGUCGUAGUGGAAUGGGUUCUAGAUCAUAUCCUCACCGGGGUGAAUAUAAUAGGAGACUGCUUUGGUGUUGUUAUCAUCAAUUUUAUGUGCCAGGAUGAGCUGAAGCACCUGGACAAACCAGCAAGCAUUGACAAGGUCCGUCCCACUAGUGAGCUCGAGUUGGACUUAACCUGUUUGGAGGCCGAUCUACAGCUCAACCCGUCUCGUGCCGCCUCCCCUUCAGGAUCCAUUUCACCGAAGUGAAGGAUCAUCUCAGCACCACAUUAACUCUGAUAUAUUAAAACCUCAGGACAGGGAUGCCACCAUCGUUGGAUGUCUGAGCUGAUCAUUUUCUUGUUUGUGUAUAAUUAUUUCUAAUACAAUUGUGCCUUAUCAGUUUAUUGAUCUGUAUUUAGUUUCUAUUUUGUUUCUGUUUUUGCUAUUUUUAAGUGAUCUCUAUUCCAAAUGUAUUGCUCUUCAUGAACAACAUAAUAAGUUGUUCAUUAUUGUUGUGUUUGAAGAUAAUUUGCUGUUGCAGAUUUAUUAUUUUUGCUUUUGAAAGUUUACUAUGUAUUGUCUUUUUUGUUUUUCUAAAUUUGUUCUUUCUACUUGUAAGAUACAAGUAGGACAGAAAUAUUUCUCCAGCAUUUCCUCACUCAUGAGCUGCCACAGUUCCUCAUCUUCUGUAAUUGGUUUUCUCCCACUUCUGAAUUCUCAGUUUUUUUACCAAUAAUUGGUCUUGACCUGUUACUUUAUUUAGUUACACAGAUAAUUUAAUGGUGUGUCUGUAGUAGUUGAAUGCUCAUCUUUCUGUUUUUAACCUCUGUAACUUUGCAUUUUACUUGAGUGUAUGACCAGUGCUCAAUAUACAAGUUGAUUGAUACAAUACUUUGUGAAUGUAAUCCUUUAUGUUGUAUGA